Messenger RNA from Glarea lozoyensis ATCC 20868, 2079 nucleotides. RefSeq lists its product as uncharacterized. The coding region runs from base 1 to 2079 and encodes 692 amino acids. The transcript has 3 exons. Gene Ontology annotation, biological process: cristae formation. Gene Ontology annotation, cellular component: MICOS complex. The record is from RefSeq and is a predicted model, not a curated record. Lineage: Eukaryota; Fungi; Ascomycota; Leotiomycetes; Helotiales; Helotiaceae.
AUGCUGCGCGCAUCUCUUCGCUCACCUCGGGUGCUGGGCCCCAAGUCGGUUUCUAACACGGCCGGCCUUCAAUGGCACUCCAUUCAAGCAGCUCGGAGAGGAUAUGCAGAGACAGCAAAGCCAUCCAUUGGCAAUUCAAAACCUGUCGUUCUGCCUGGAUCCGCGAGCGCGACUUCUCCGCAGCCUCCACCACCUCGACAGCCCAUGAUCCAAGGAGCUCCUACACCCACAAAGCCGACCACAAAUCCUACAAUUCCUGCUCAUAACGUCCCAUUGACCCCUCCGCCGCCGCCAACGAACAACGUUGUCAAACCAGCUCCAUCUGCGACUCCCCCUCCUCCACCACCUCCGCCGCGGAAGCCACGAGGCCGCGUUCGCAGAUUUCUGACCGCACUUGUCCUGUUAACAGCACUUAGCUUUGGUGGAGGUGUCUAUUAUUCCAGAAUCAACGACAACUUCCAUGAUUUCUUUACCGAAUACAUUCCCUUUGGAGAAGAUGCUGUGCUUUACUUCGAGGAGAGGGAGUUCCGAAAGCGAUUCCCGCCCACCACGACCCGUAAACCUCGAGACACCGGUGAUAGAGUGAAAAUACCCAGUCAGUCCGGCGUAUCGUGGAGAGUUGCGGAGGACAACAAGAGUGCUACUGCGCGACACGCCAAUGCCUCAAAGGAUACCCCAAAGCCAAGGGAAGCAAUCCAGGAUCCUGUUGGGACCAAAACUGAAGAGAAAGUCAAAGUCGUUGAAGCUGCAAAGAAAGAGGCGGCUGUACCUAAUUCUCAGUCUUCUGAGACAACACUACCACUUGGAAAGGCUCCAGAGGGAAAAUCACCAGUGGUGCAGUCGCCAGUUAAGCCAGGCCAGCCAGUAAAAAAGGAGACAGCUCCGUCAUCCACUACAGCUAAUGCUAUUCCGUUCACCGCUCCAGAAGUCGAUCAACCUUCAAAGUUUCCUCCCGAGGUUACUCGCAUUGACCCCAUCAAAGUCAAUGAUGCGAAUGAACCAGUGGUUCAAGAUCUGGUCAAGAUCAUUAACGACAUCAUCACUGUGGUAAACGCGGACAAUUCCAAUUCUAGAUUUUCGACUACGAUUGACAAAGCCAAAAGGGAGGUUAGCAAACUUGGCGGCAAAAUUAAAGCUCUCAAGGACGAGGCAGAAAAGGAUGCGACCUCGAAAAUCAACAGCGAGAAGGAGGAUUUCGACCGGGCCGCAAAAGAGCUGAUUCGCCGCCUUGAAGCUGAAAUGGCCAAGCAACAAUCACAGUGGCAAGAAGAGUAUCAAAAUGAACGCCAGAAGAUUCAAGAAAAUUAUGAGCAGAAGCUGAAAGCCGAGGUUGAGAGGGCACAACAGGUCAACGAGCAGCGUCUCAAAAAUGAAUUGCUCAAGCAAGCAAUUGAUUUGAAGAACAAAUUCAUGUCCGAUGUGAAGACUCAGGUGGAAGAGGAACGUGACAGUCGGUUGGGAAAGCUCACUGAUCUUUCAAAGACUGUGAAUGAUCUCGAGAAACUGACUACGGAUUGGAAUUCUGUCGUGGAUGCGAAUUUGAAGACCCAACAUCUCCACGUGGCCGUUGAGGCUGUUCGUGCGAAUUUGGAGAAAAGUCAAGUUCCUCGACCUUUCGUUCGCGAACUUGCGGCUUUGAAGGAAAUUGCAUCUGAUGAUGAAGUCGUCAACGCAGCUAUUGCAUCAAUUAAUCCAGUAGCAUACCAACGGGGUGUUCCUUCCUCAUCCCAUCUCAUCGACCGAUUUCGACGUGUUGCGAGCGAGGUACGCAAAGCUUCUCUCCUGCCAGAGGAUGCCGGUGUUGCCAGUCACGCCUCGAGUUAUAUUUUGAGCAAAGUUCUAUUCAAGAAGAAAGGCCUUGCGACAGGCGACGAUGUUGAGAGUAUUUUGACAAGAACGGAAACAUUCUUGGAAGAGGGCAAUCUGGACGAAGCUGCCAGAGAAAUGAACGGCUUAAAGGGGUGGGCAAAGACGUUGAGCAAAGACUGGAUGGGUGAGGUUAGAAGAGUACUUGAAGUGCAACAAGCCUUGGACGUAAUUGCUACUGAAGCGCGGUUGCAAAGUCUGAGGGUUGAGUAA